AUGCCCGGACAUAUUUCGUCACCUAACCCUGGGUCGGGGAGCGACGGUUGCUUCGCUACGCUCAGCGACAUUCUCGACGAAGAAUGGGGCGUGGAGGGACAAUGGGACAAGAAACACCUAACGCCACAAGGUGAUCCUCCAUCAGUAGGCCCUAACGGAGAUAGGGAUGGAUACACCCUCCGUGCGACCGAAGUAAGCAACACCACCCUCGAGCUCGCCGUCUCGCCCCCCUUCCCCAUUGGCGCGGCUGAGGUAUCUCCGCCCCUUACUGUAUCCAGUCCUACGACAGGGUCUUUGAGCGGCACGGGGAGUGGUACCGCGGCGCAGGGAGGCCCCACGAACUCGAAUGCAGGAAUGAGGGUCGGGCUCCGAGGGUCGGGGUGGGCGAUGGUGGCUGCUGUUAUGGGUGCGGUGGAUGGGUUCUGA
Messenger RNA from Pleurotus ostreatus (oyster mushroom), 426 nucleotides. RefSeq lists its product as uncharacterized. The coding region runs from base 1 to 426 and encodes 141 amino acids. Lineage: Eukaryota; Fungi; Basidiomycota; Agaricomycetes; Agaricales; Pleurotaceae. The record is from RefSeq and is a predicted model, not a curated record. The transcript is spliced from 2 exons.